AUGCAGAAAGAUUGGUGGCAACCUCCAGCUGGUCAUCAUCGUUACUGCAUCAGACAUGUUUUGAGUAAUUAUAAAAAGACAUUCAAAAAUGCAGCAAUAAAAGAAGCGUUGCGCAAGGCAACGAAUGAAAAUCAGAAAAGAAAGUUUUACGAGACAAUAAACAAUAUUCGGGAGGUGCACCAUGAAUCAUAUAAUUGGGCAGUGAAGAUAAAUUUAGAUAAGUGGACGAGAUCACACGAUGGUGGACAGAGGUAUGGCGUGAUGACAAAAAACAUGGCAAAAUCCCUAAAUGGCAUGAUGAAAAGAUUUCGAGCAUUGCCAAUAACGGCAAUGGUUGAAAAAAUAUUUUUCCAGCAAAAGCAAGUGGUCAAACUCAUGGACCAAACAUGCACAUGUGGCAAAUUUCAGGAGUUAAGGAUACCAUGUUUCCAUGCUAUUGCUGCAUGCAUGUCACAUUCAAUUGACUACGAACAAUUUGUAUCUGAGUAUUAUAAAUUGGAUAGUACUAUCCAAUGUUACGCGUAUACGUUCCAUCCUCUUGGACAUCCUGACUAUUGGCCUGCAGCAGAUGGACUUCCUCUCGUGCCUGACAUUUCUAGAACAAGGAAGAAGGGACAACCAAGAUCUCCUAGAAUACGUAAUGAGAUGGACUGGAGGUCAAACAAAAUAAAAGAAACAUCCAGAGUCCAUUGUUCCAUAUGUGGCAGGGUGGAACAUAAUAAGAAAAUUUGUAUGGGUGGGGAAUUAGGUAGAUAA
Manihot esculenta (cassava) is the source of this 756-nucleotide messenger RNA. RefSeq lists its product as uncharacterized. The record is from RefSeq and is a predicted model, not a curated record. Lineage: Eukaryota; Viridiplantae; Streptophyta; Magnoliopsida; Malpighiales; Euphorbiaceae. The transcript has 3 exons. Gene Ontology annotation, molecular function: zinc ion binding. Bases 1 to 756 code for a protein of 251 amino acids.